This is a messenger RNA of Sorex araneus (European shrew), 1454 nucleotides long. RefSeq names its product proline dehydrogenase 2 (gene PRODH2). Gene Ontology annotation, molecular function: FAD binding; proline dehydrogenase activity. The record is from RefSeq and is a predicted model, not a curated record. The transcript is spliced from 10 exons. Bases 63 to 1430 code for a protein of 455 amino acids. NCBI's taxonomy places the organism in Eukaryota, Metazoa, Chordata, Mammalia, Eulipotyphla, Soricidae. Gene Ontology annotation, cellular component: mitochondrion.
AGAGGUGGAUCACCCACCUCCGAAGCCCCUUUGCUGAGUGUGGAAGGGCCGAGGGAUUCAGGAUGUUCCGAGCAUGGCGAGUUUUGUGCUCCCGGGCGGGCCCCUCCGCGGGGCGCUGGCAGCCCCUGCGCUUUGACGGCGGAGCCUUCCACCUCAAGGGCACAGGCGAGCUGGCGCGGGCGCUGCUGGUGCUGCGGCUGUGUGCUUGGCCCCCUCUGGUCACCCAUGGCCUGGCGCUCCAGGCCUGGUGCCAGCGACUCUUGGGUGCGGGACUCUCGCGCGUGCUUCUCAGAGCCUCCAUCUACGGCCAGUUCGUGGCUGGCGAGACACCAGCCGAGGUGAGGGGCUGUGUCCAACAGCUCCAGACCCUGGGCCUCCGGCCCCUGCUGGCAGUGCCCACUGAAGAAGAGCCAGACUCAACUGUCAAGACCGGUGAGGCCUGGUACGAGGGGAACCUCAAUGCGAUGCUGAAGUGUGUGGACCUUUCACGAGACCUCCUGGAGACCCCAAGCCCAACGGGAGAGAUACUCAUGCAGCUGAAGGUGACAGCACUGGCCAGCACCCGGCUCUGUAAGGAGCUCACCUCAUGGAUCGGAAGGCCAGGGGCGCCCGCAGAGCUGAGCCCCGAAAGGCUGGCAGAAGCCAUGGACUCUGGGCAGGAACUUCAGGUUUCCUGCCUCAACUCGGAGCAAAACCGGCAUCUACAGGCCUCUCUGAGCCGCCUGCACAGGGUGGUACAGCAGGCCCGAGGCCGGCGCGUGCGGCUCCUGGUGGACGCUGAGUACACGUCGCUGAACCCCGCGCUCACGCGGCUGGUGGAGGCGCUGGCCCUGCGCUGGAACAGCCCGGCGGAGGGCGGGCCCUGGGUGUGGAACACCUACCAGGCUUAUCUGAAGGACACCCCCGAGCGCCUCAAGCAGGCCGCGGAGGUCGCGGAGCGCGCGGGCCUGGCCUUCGGGGUGAAGCUGGUGCGCGGCGCCUACCUGGAGCAGGAGCGAGCGGGGGCCCGGCUGCGAGGGACGGAGGACCCCACGCAGCCCCACUACGAGGCCACCUGCCAGAGUUAUAGCCGCUGCCUGGAACUGAUGCUGAGCCAUGUGGCCCGCCGUGGCCCCCUGUGUCAUCUCAUGGUGGCAUCCCACAAUGAGGAGUCCGUGCACCAGGCAACCCAGCGCAUGUGGGAGCUGGGAAUCCCUUCGGAUGGGCCUGUCUGUUUCGGGCAACUUCUGGGGAUGUGUGACCAUGUCUCCCUGGCCCUGGGGCAGGCUGGCUACGCUGUGUAUAAGUCCAUCCCCUACGGCUCCCUGGAGGAGGUGAUCCCCUACCUGAUCCGGAGGGCCCAGGAGAACCGGGGUGUGCUGCGAGGUGCUCGCCGGGAACGGGAGCUGCUCGGCCAAGAACUUCGGAGGCGGCUGCGGAGGGGUGCAUAAGAGUCCUCCAUCUGCACCACCUGG